AAAAGGAACGUCCUUUAAAACUAUACCAAAAAGAAUUAUUUGUCGAAAAAAGGCAAAUAAAUCGGACGCCCUAUUAACGUGCCGUUAUGCUAGAGUUAAUCUCUGAAUGUAUGUGUCAUCGAUCAAAAUACGCAGCAAACGUCAUUCCCCCUUCAUCAUUAAAUAAUCACAUUUGCAUUGUUUACACCCCGAUAUUAGUUUAAUGUUAUUUUUACUCAGAUUCUUUGUGAUAAUUCGUUCAUUAAAAUGAAACGAAAAUUUCAAGUUCCAAAAGCAGACUCUGCUAACACAUACGUAAUAAUUGAAACCGUGGAAAGUGGUGAAAUUUACGUUCAAUUUAUACCACACGUGUGGUUAUUUGCACACAAAAAAAAUGUUGCGAUCAAGCCGCGAGAUACAGCAAAAUUUUAUUUUCCGCGACGUUUGCCUAACCAAACUAAAGACAAAUACAUGAAAUUCACGAAACAUGCAAAAUUUGUGUGCACGGUACCAGAAAACAAUGAUCAAUGGGAUUGUCGCGAGGGCAGAGUAUUAAAAAUUGGCUUAGCUUCAAUUGAAGAAGCUAUAAGUGCCGAGAAAGUGUUCUGUGAGUACUUCAGUACAACCGAAGCCGAAGCUGCAGAGAUUGAGCCUUCGAAACCUAAGCAUCUAAAACGAAACAAAAAAGCACCUGUGAAAACUAUUCAGAGGAAAUUUGAAAGCAGUUCGGAAAGCGAACCUGAAUGUCAACAACCAGUUCAGACGAUAUCCAACUACAAUUCUUGUUUUGGACCAGAUGUACCGAACAAUAUAAUAAUGCAAUCUGUCGAUGCUGAUUCCUUCGUUUCCAACAUGCAAGGUCCAGAAGUGUUUAACUUCGCUGAUUUGCUAACAAACGACAACGAAAAUAUGAUCAAUGCUGAUACACAGUCGCAGCAAACUGCAAAUUUUGUCGUAUUGAAUGACAUCGGCCUACAUGAACCGGACAAGAAUUAUGAGCCAAUGGAACGACAAAUUCUUAAUUUCAACGCAGAAGCAAAUGUGCCAGUUGGUAUUCAGUUGGCUACAUCUAACGAAGCUAGUGACACACGUUGCUGUUCACUUAGUAGCUGUGCUACCAGAAACUAUGUAACAAGAUCGAUUGGUUACACAAAAAAUUCUUCACUGAAUUCAAUUCGAUUCGAAGUGAAAUACUGACCAAUCGCCAACUGUUUUUGGAUUUUGUGACGUCAGAACAAUAUAGAGGCGGGGAGCAGGUCAUUUUUGUGCAAGAUGAGGAAAAGCAACAUGAAUUUGAUCUAACAAACGAUGAAGUGGCAACGUUCGCUGCCACAUAUAAGAGUUGCUUUCCUAUCUCCACCGCCGACUCAUUAUUUGAGUUCAAUUUGAAUGAUGAUGAAAAAUAUAAAAGCUUUGUAAUUUCAAAGCUGGAAAAACUCCAAGGAGAGGACGAAACAAAGACAGCGCGUAAAAUAUUGAAGUCGCUGUGCGAUAUACAAUGUAUGAGCCAGUAUACAUGGGGCGGCACAAAAAAGAAGAAAAGUUUCAACAAAUUGCAUUCGAUCGUGGAAAUGAUCGUCGGUAUUAUGGAGGCGAAAUAUCCUAAGUGUGACGCGAUGGAAAUUUUGAAAGGGGUGGUACAACAACGAACCAAAAGUGCUGCUGAAAAAGUUGAUAAAAUGAACAUAGCCACCGGCACAUCACAUUCGGCACAAUGCAACGAUGUUUCGCAGGCAUUGCUAUCACUGCCAUCGACCGAAAAUAUACAGGCAACAGCAUCAAAAGUAUCUUUUACCAGUGCAUCGCCAUCCACCGAACUGAAUGACUGCCAGCCUAAAUUUGAUAAAAUGAACUAUACCGCCGGCACAUCACAUUCAGCACAAUGCAACGAUGUUUCGCAUCCAUUGCUACCACCGCCAUCCACGGAAAAUAUUCAGGCAACAGUUUCAAAAGUACCUUUGGCCAGUCCACCGAAAUGAACGACUGUCCACCUAUAUCGAGACUGUGAUGUGAACGAAUAAGCUACUAGUCGAGUGAGUUUUUACAUUUAUAUUUGAAACAUUUAAUGAAUUUUACGCUACGUACAUUCAUGAUCAAAGGCAAACAUUUUAUUUUCAUUCUCUUAAUUCUUUACUGCAAAUACAAUUUGAUAUAUAAAUUCGAGGCGACUGAAAGCGACAGUUACUAAUUCGAUGUUAACAAUUGAUAUAAUUCAAUAAUAUAUGACUGUCUGAGCCAUUCUUGAUUAAUUCGUUAAAAAAAAUUAAAGGAAAAAUUCAAAUUAUAAAUUUUUUGGAUAAAUAAAUAUAAUUCAUUAAUA
Messenger RNA from Bradysia coprophila, 2299 nucleotides. RefSeq lists its product as uncharacterized. The record is from RefSeq and is a predicted model, not a curated record. Lineage: Eukaryota; Metazoa; Arthropoda; Insecta; Diptera; Sciaridae.